Linepithema humile (Argentine ant) is the source of this 5464-nucleotide messenger RNA. RefSeq lists its product as uncharacterized. Gene Ontology annotation, molecular function: zinc ion binding. NCBI's taxonomy places the organism in Eukaryota, Metazoa, Arthropoda, Insecta, Hymenoptera, Formicidae. The record is from RefSeq and is a predicted model, not a curated record. Gene Ontology annotation, cellular component: nucleus.
GUAAAUAAGCUUUCACAAAACUAACCUCAAUUUUCGACUUCCCGAUUGAAUAGAAUUCAUUACUUUACGGGACAUUGAGAAUUGAUUUAAAGAGCGAUAUUUAGUCGUAGUAUUUUCACCAACAAAGUUGUUUUAUAAUGCUUAACCUCCAUGUAAUGAGAAAAGCUUUCCAAUAUAUAAUAUUGCUACUAGAUGGAAAGAUUCCUGAUUGAUUAAAUACUUUGUCAAUUUGGAAUUAAAGUUUUUAAUGAUUUUUGCAUCAAUCUGUGGGAAGAUACCUCUGGUGACAACAAAUUUGUGGAAAUUUGCUAUAAAAUGGUGGCAGAUAAAUAGAAAGGAUCAGUGGAAACUGCAGAUUGUAUAGUAACAAGUCUAUACUCAGCUGAAUUCUUCGAUUAUUAAGGCAGAGAACGUGUAAAGAAUAUUGCUUCAAGAUGUUUAUUACACGUUGAAGUGCAAAAACAAGUGAUUCUGAAGCAAAAAAAGAAGAUGUCAAAUUCUGAAAUCAACAAGAGUGACCACAAUUAUAGCGAGUCAGAAUAUUCUCAACAUAUACCUAGUGUCGACAGUGACACUAUCAAUAGCGGAUCUAUGAUGACGAUGCCUAUUGUGGGCCAGAUUAAAGACAUCGAUCAAUUGAAAAAGAUUGCACCACGUGUUCGCUUACAGGACACCAAGCGUUUAAACGAAUUGGCAAAGAUCUCGUCCUUAAGCAAUAACAACGACAAGACACAACAGAGCAAAGCAUCCACUCCCAAGACAACUGCGCAAGAAUUGAAGAAAUACUGCCGCACCUGUGCUGGCUUAAAAGUGCCUCUGGUGGAUAUCUUUGGUGAGAAGGGUAUUCAAAUGCGGUUGAGCCAACAGAUCCGGCAUCUUAAAGUAAUUCAUCCUUAUGAUAAUCUUUCUACACAAAUGUGCAUGGACUGUAUUUGUGAUCUUAAAAUGAGUUACAAAUUCUUCAUGCAAAUAAAAAAAGCCGAGAUGAAAUUAAAGUCGAUGCAGGUCAACUUGACAACUAAAGAUAUGGAAAUAGAACUGAUCAAUGAAUCUUCACCAACAAAACGGGAAGAGCAAUCAUCUUGCUCAGGAAAGGAAAGUGCAACAUCCUACGGAAAUCAGGAAAAUUUCCACUCUUCAGAAGCGAAGCAGGAAUCUCCCAUGAUCCAACAAAAUCGCUCUUUAUCACCAUCAACAAAGCAAGAAAACCAAUUAGACUUAGGAAACCAAAAAGAUGUUCCUAAGAUCUGCGCCAUUUUCUCAUUAAACAAUAAAUCGAAAGUCGAUUCCGAAGAAACAGAAGAUGUACAGACGGGCGGUGGAAUUUUCGAAGAAAUGAUAGAAGGAGAAGAUGAAGAAUCUAUCGAAGAAUUUGAUCCUGAGGAUCCAGCUUUCCAAGAAGAUGAAGAAGAGUCUGAGAAGUCAUCGGCGGCCGUGUAUAAGUACGACAUGAUGGCGAAGUCUUACGUGAGGAUGGAUGAAAGCGAGGCGGUUUCCAUGAAGUCUACAGUCUCUCAGAUAUCAGAAAGUGAGGGAGAAAAAGAUGGAGUGAGACAACCGAAUAUAUUGAAGAGAAGACUACUGAUGCCAUCAAUGGUGACAAAAAGUAGAGGGGAAGAUGAAGUGCAAAGCGGAAUUGAAAGCAGCCCGAAAGACUGUAAAGUGCAAAAGCUAGACUUGAACAAUCCAUUGAAUGUGAAUAGCACUCCAGAAGAGGACGGAAUUAUGUAUGUGACCGUGAAGGGAUCCAAACCGAAUGAGAUUCUGCUAGUAAAGGUUAAAAAGAUGGAAAAAUCUUUGGAAACAAAACGCUCGGUAGCUUCCGCCGAUGUCAAGCCUGUCGAACGUAUUCUCAAACGUUACGAUACGUUGACAUCAAAAGACUACUCAUCUCGACGUUCGGACGCUCGUGAGCAAAUAAUUGAGGAACAAAUCGAAGAAUAUAAAAAGAAACGAGAAAAGAUUUUUGGAGAUAAGUCAGUAUUGAAUUUUACCCCAAAUGACUCACGAAAAGAGACACAGGAAGAAGAAAUUUCUAUCAAGAUAGAUCCUGAAAAAAUAGAAGAAGAACCGAUUAUUUUGCAGGAAGAAAAUGAAGAAAAAGAGGAUGAAAAGAUAGAUAUAGACGAAAUACUGAUCGAAGAUAAGGAAACUGAGAAAAUAAACGACGAUACGGAGGAAGACUUCUCAAAAUUAUCAAGAUUGAAGUUGAAAUUAGUUUCGGAAGAAACAAAGCGAAAGAAGGAAAGUUUACAGAAAGAGUUGGACGAAUCAUAUAAUGAAGGAAAAUUGGAGAAAUUGGUGAGGAUUCUGGGAGAAGAUAAGAAUCUACAGGAAUUUCAGGACUAUUUAAAGCAACGCAAAAUUGUCCUUACCCGCCUCAAAGACGAAGACGUAAUUUCCCUUUAUGAAGAUCAUUUCUCUACCAGCUUGAAAUCAUCUUCUAAACUUCUCCCGGAUUUUAUAGAGACUUCAUUACUUACCGAUCCUUUUGUUGAGGAGCGCUAUUUAGAGUGCGAUUACUGUUUGGAAACCUUUACCAACAGCGAUACUCUCGAAGAACAUUUGAAAUCUCAUGACUAUCGCAUGCUUCACUAUUGCGAGGACUGCGGAGAAGAGUUUCCGACCAAUAAAGGAAAGAAAAGUCACAAUGUUAUUUGCGUGAGAAAAUUAAUUUGCAAAUAUUGCGACAUAAUUUUAGAUUCUAGAAGAAAAAAGCGUCAACACGAACAAAAACAUAUUGAUGCCCUCUACGGUCAACUUUGUGAAGUUUGCGGGGAAAGAUUUAAGCAUCAGGGAACUUUGGACCAGCAUAUAAAAACACAACAUACGACUUUAGAGAAGAUUUAUCAAUGUCCAAAAUGUCCAAAAAAAUUUGCUUUAAAACAAAAGCUGAGUUUUCAUUUAAAAUCGGUUCACACAACUUUAAGAGCGUAUCUUUGCGAGGAUUGCGGCGCAGAUUUUAAGAAUCCUGCAAGUUUGAGGCAUCACAGAAUCAGGAAACACCAACCGGUUGGAAAUAAGAGGGAAUGUCCGGUUUGCAGAAAAUUGGUGCCGUUUUACAGUUUGUCCAAACAUAUGCACACACACAAAGCUUACAGCAUCCAGUGUCCGCACUGCGACAAAAUGUUCAAGAACAGUUCAACUUUGAAGCAACACGUUAGGAUUCACGAGGAUCAAAGACAAUAUCGUUGCGACACUUGCGGCGUUGGGUUUAAUCGCAGAGACGGUUUGCGAUUGCACAUGAGAGUACAUGAGAAAACGGGUAGCAGAGGAUUGAAGGAGUGCUCUUGCCAAGUUUGCGGAGAAAAAUUCCCGAAUCAUUCUACCUUAGUGAUUCAUCGGAACAGAGAGCACAAAGACGGAAGACAGUACACAUGCCACAUUUGUAACAGAUCAAUGAUCUCGACAAGAUCACUUGAAUGGCACAUGUCGCAUAUUCAUAACGAGUCAAUGCCAGGUAUUACUCGCGAUGAAUCCGGUUUGCACGAUAAAAGACGUGUUUCUUGCUACCACUGUAAUAAAACUUUCAAGACGGAAAUGAUCUUGCGCACGCAUAUUAAGAACACGCACAUGGAAAAGGAUCCAAUGAAGUGUACUGAUUGCGAUUCAUCUUUUACGUCUGAAGUACGUUUACGCCAUCACAUGAUGAUCACACACAACCGUCUCGAGGGCACCUUAGAGUGUCCUCGCUGUCCGAAACGAUUCGUGAAUCAGUUGAGGCUGAAAACUCACAUGAUUUCUCAUUCUGAGGAAAGACCAUAUACUUGUGAGAUAUGUGGCUUUAAUUUAAAGACAAAGAUACAAUUAAUCAAGCACCAUCAAAAUAGACACAGCAACGAGAGACCCUUGCAGUGCAGGUAUUGUCCUUGGCGAUGCAAGCAAGUGAGUGCUCUUGUCUGCCACGAGCGUACGCACACUAACGAACGUCCAUACACGUGCAGCGUAUGCGAACAGCGUUUUAAGUAUCUUGGUGACAAAAAUAAGCAUGAGCGGCGCCACGAAAGCCUUGGUGGUUCAGGCUUCAAACGCAUAGUACAUGAAAGAAAUAUUAAACCGAAAGUACGUACCGAAGAGUCCUCUGGAUCAGAACAAGAGGAAUCGGUUAAGGAUAUAAAUCAGCACGACAUCCACCAGGAGGUUGCUGAAGAUCAAGAAGAUCAGGAGCAGAUAGUGAAGUUUGAAAGCCAGGAAGAAUAUGAACAAGUGUACGAGCAGGAAUACGAAGAAACUUCGAGAGAAGCAUCUGAAGCUACAGAGGUGAUCAUGAAUAUGGAGGAUUCCAAUGUAUACACAGAAGAAGUAACGGCCGACAACAUAGAAUCUGGCACGGAGAUCAUCGCAAACGAGAUCAUAACGAAUGACAUUCUGCAAUCUGGUGCCGCUGUGAUGCAUCUGCAGCGACAGGACAAUUCCGGGAAGAUUCAAGUGAUACCAGUAAUGUUGUCGUUACCCGAUCUGUCCGACGCAAAUGCUGAGGUUAACCUUGCAACCGCAUCCAUCAUGUACAAUAAUUAGGUUUGAUUAUUUUAUACUGUAGAAUUUACAGAGGUAAGAUUAAUUAAAUAGAACAUUAUGAUCAAAGAGGAUAAAGCAAAAUGUGAAGGACGAAGUAAUGAAGCUGACUACGCUAUUUUGAUAUCUGCAUAUGUAUUGAAUAAAAUAUAUAUAGUUGAAGUAAUUAAAAUAACACUAAGUAUAGUACCCAAUGACCUAUAUACCGUAACGGAUUCUCAAAAUUUGAGCCAAAAUAAUAUAGCGAGAAAAUUUUUCAACAAUUAACUCGUUGCAUAUGGCUCAUGAAAUAUCUCGUGUUUACUGAAAUGACUAUUGAGGCUGGGUCACAAGACUCAAAUUUUCUCAUAUUUGCAUUUUAUUAUAAUCGGUAUUAUUGGUUCGAAAAAAAGAUAAAUCAGUCAGUUUUAUUGCGUUGAUCGUACUACUGUCUAAGCUAUUUUGUUAUCUGAAAGCCAGCAUCCUACAUUUUUGAAGGAAUAAUUUUUGUUAGUUUAUAGCUCUUAAUUUUUAAAAAAUAGAAAAAUGUCUCAUACAAAAAAUGGAAGUGAAGGACUAUUAUUUGACGAUUUAUCGGAUAUGCCGAGCAAUAUUUUCAAUAAAAAUGAACUUAAUGACAUUCCUGAUGUCAGAGAUGUUAUUAAACGAAGAAAAAUAAAAUGAAUAAGAAAUACAAUAUUUCAAGUGAUAGUGAAGAUUGGAAGACAGAAUUCAUAGAUUGAAGCAUCUAUAACUGAAGUAUGGACAGAGAAGGAUACUUUUCCCAAUUUAAAACUAUUUAAAGGAAAUGCUGGUACAUUUCCAUUAUUAAAAAAUAUUGUAAUAUCCAAGAAGCAGUUAAUUAUAUGUAUUUGGAAAUGAGUUUUUCUCGAGAAACUAUGUGAGGAGAGACAAAUAUUUAUUAUUCACAAAAUGUUAUAAACAUAAAUCUGACUUAAAACAGAGAAAA